AUGACAAGCCAUCGAGGACAUAAGCUCGACGUGAGCUUAGAGGCUCUGGCCGACCUUCAAGUUCCAGGCGACAUUUCCAUCUCACCGGACGGCACUCGGCUUGUCUAUUCGCUGCAGGCCUACAGCAAGAAAGGUGAACACGCCACAUCUUCCAUCUGGAUCGCUCAGAUCGGCGUGGAGAACAGCAGUCGCCAACUCACGUCGGGUCUUUUUCAUGAUGAGCAGCCCCACUGGUCCCCGGCAGGAGGAAUCAUUGCCUUCAAGUCAGACCGACAUCGACCCGGGCAAUCCUCCGCCAUCUACCUGUUGUCUAUCGACGGCGGUGGUGAAGCAUACGCUGUGACACCAGCGGAAGCAGAGAAGCCCAUCGUGGCUUUCCAAUGGAAUGCUACCGGUACGGAAAUUGCGUUCACCAGCGCUGAUGAAAAAACCGACGAACAAGCCGCGAGGGAGAAAGCAAAGGACGACCCUACAGUCUGGGGUCUGCAUCUCGAAUACCACCGCUUGAGGAUUGUCAAUGUGGCCAGUAGGCAAGUGAAGACUAUCGUCAGUGGACGAAAACACGUACACGAUUUUACCUGGAGCCCAGAUGCACAAGUCAUCUGCUUUGUUGCCCAUGAGGAUCCAGAUAUCAAUUCCCCUUGGCUUCAUGGUGCAACUGUUUCUUUUGUACAGCCAUCUGGGAAAGAGUUGCACAAAACGGCCCACUUUCCUGGAUUAAUCAGUCAGCUCCGGUGGGGACAUGAGGGUGUCUAUUUCAUCGCUGGUCAUGUCCCAGAACAUAUUCUGACUUCACUGUCAUUGUAUAAACUUGACUUGGAAGCGUGUACAUACACAGAGCAUCAAGACGGUGAUGAGCGCCACUGUUGUAUCACGAUUCGCAAUAGUCGUUCUUGCCUGUCGUAUCGUGUUCAGAGAUCCCUGGCAGACGAGUUCUACUUGAUUGACGGCGGCGCCCAUAUGCUUGUAUUCCACGACAAGUGUGAGAUGAUCGCUUUCGACCUCAUCAAGACACCAGACAACGGGACGGUCCUUGCGAUGACCAAGGGCGAUGGCUCCCAUCCCGAAGAAAUCUACUCCAUUUCUGAGCCCGCGGGUUUGGUCAGGCUUUCCGCCCACAACUCCUCCAUCGCCGCUCUGGGAAUAUCAAGGUCGUGGUCAUUUUCAACUCACGCAGCUGAUGAGUACUCGCUUGAUGGAAUGAUGUAUGUCCCUUCGACAUACGAUGUUGCAGAUGGACCAUUGCCCACAAUUCUGAUUCCUCACGGAGGACCGUACUGGCGGAUCACGACCGGCUUUGCUGUGUGCCACUGCCUCGAAGCGCCGGUGCUGGUCUCUCAGGGCUAUGCCGUGCUUUGUCCCAACUAUCGCGGCGGGAGUAGUCGAGGGGAGGAGCAUGCGGCAUACGCUCAUGGAGGGGUUGGAACGGUCGACUACACAGAUUGUAUCGACGUACUUCGCCACGCUAUCGACAAGGGCUGGGUCGACCCGUCCCGAGUGGUAAUCGGCGGAUGGUCACAAGGGGGUUUCUUAUCCUACUUUGCUGCCACGCGCGCGGAUUUUCAAUUCCGAGGAGCCAUAUGUGGAGCAGGAAUCUCGGAAUGGACCUCUAUGGCCAUGAGAAGUGACGCAUUUCGAAUGCAAGCGGAGUUGGUCGGUGGUGCUCCGUGGGAUGUACAGAAGACGAGGUCCGGUGCCACCAGCCCCCAGGGAGAGCCAUGGCAGAAGACCGCGGACAGUCGAAACGCGAGCGCGUUGUGGCACAUGCGUCACGCAAAGACUCCUGUUCUGAUCCUUCAUGGUGAGAAUGACGUUCGGGUACCCGUCGAGCAAGCUAUCGCGUUCUAUCGCGCCUGUCUCCAGAAUGGUGUGCUGGUCGACAUGGUCACGUAUCCGAGAGAAGGUCACUUUAUCAGUGAGAGAAGACAUUUGGUCGACAUGUGGACUCGGAUGAGAGACUUUUGCAAACUCCAUUUGCAGUGA
This is a messenger RNA of Penicillium oxalicum, 1983 nucleotides long. RefSeq names its product alpha/beta hydrolase family protein. Gene Ontology annotation, biological process: proteolysis. The coding region runs from base 1 to 1983 and encodes 660 amino acids. NCBI's taxonomy places the organism in Eukaryota, Fungi, Ascomycota, Eurotiomycetes, Eurotiales, Aspergillaceae. The record is from RefSeq and is a predicted model, not a curated record. Gene Ontology annotation, molecular function: serine-type endopeptidase activity. The transcript has a single exon.